AUGCCAGACCCAGAGGACCCAGAUCCCCUCCAAACGCCCUACAACCCACUAAUCAACCUCUUCAAUUCGCGCCCCGUUCUAGUUGACGAACUAUACCACCCCACCGAAUCCAACAAUAACCCAACUUCUGACCACAACUCCCUCACCUCCCCCAGCACCGAAAUUAAAACAAAACACAUCUUCCUCACACGCCCCUUAACAUCCCCUCUCCUCUUCGAAAACACCACCUCCGACGCCCGCGACCACUGCGCAAACGAACGCACCUUCCUCUCCUGGCUGCGGUUAUCGAUGUACCUUGCAAUCGUCUCCUCUGCGAUAAUAAUCUCCUUUCAUUUCCGGGCUCCGCCGACAAAGCUGGAAAAGCGCAUGGCGUUACCGCUGGGGUUGGUUUUUUGGGUGCUUAGUCUGGUGUGCUUGGCGAAUGGGUUGGCGAAUUAUGUGAGGACAGUUUGGAAGUAUAGUCGAAGGGCGGCGCUUGUGCAGAGUGGGUGGAAGACGCAGGUGCUGGUUGGGAUUGUGGGGGGUGUUAUCUUGGGAUGUUGUGUUUUGUUUUUGGUCACGGAUGCGAAGACGCAAUGA
Messenger RNA from Aspergillus ruber CBS 135680, 579 nucleotides. Its product is annotated as DUF202 domain-containing protein. The transcript has 2 exons. The record is from RefSeq and is a predicted model, not a curated record. The coding region runs from base 1 to 579 and encodes 192 amino acids. NCBI's taxonomy places the organism in Eukaryota, Fungi, Ascomycota, Eurotiomycetes, Eurotiales, Aspergillaceae.